Molecule: messenger RNA, 1510 nt
Organism: Drosophila takahashii
Lineage: Eukaryota; Metazoa; Arthropoda; Insecta; Diptera; Drosophilidae
Source: RefSeq, a predicted model, not a curated record
UUAAAUCCGUAUAUAUACUUAUAAAAAAAUACAAUACUACAUAUAACUGGCUACACAUAACUAUAAUUAAUUGUGCUGCUGGAUUCAAGUCAGCAAGAUCAUAGGCAGCAAGAGUAACACGUAUAUAAAUUGAGCACCGCACGCUUGCUACUUUUCAAACGAUCGCAAAAUGUGUAGUGUUGUGUUCGAUGCGGAAGUGGUUGCUCCACCUAGACACCUGGACGCGGCCUUUUUCGAGGAAGUGCUGGAAACGGCUUUGAGAACCGCUAGAGUCCAACUGCUGUCCGUACACAUUCGAAUGGGCAGCAGCACGGGGGAAAACUACUGCAGCCAGAUUUAGCGAGCGAAAGUAACGUUCAAACGUCCUGAUCAUCCGGAGCAGCACAUCCUUUUUAUUGUGAAGAGCAUUCCUCGCCUGGAUUCUGUGGAGUUUAUCAAUGAUCUGCAAGUGUACCUGAAGGAGAAGAUCACGUACUACGAAGUUCUUCCCCGACUGGAGCUAAUGAUGCAGUGCAAUCGACGCUUCGGACCAAAGCUUUACCAGUGCAUAAAAAAACCGGAGAACACCCUUGUCUUCGAAGAUCUGGGCCAGCUGGGAUUUGAGAUGGCUUCCCGUGAGUUGGGCUUGGAUGAGGAUCACUGCCAACUGGUCAUGGAGCGCUUGGCCGAGUUUCAUGCCACUUCAAUGGCCCUUUCAGUGCUGGAUCCCCACAUCUUCGAUACCUAUACCGACGGCAUGCUAUCGCCUAAAGGUCUUGGAAAGGACGGACUGCUGAUGAAGUUCUUCUCGGGCAAUGGCAGCGAACUGCACUCACUGGUGAGCUCGUGGCCUGGAUUCGAGAGAAUCGCCGGGAAGAUUGGCAAGUAUAUGGAGAACCAGCGGGCUAAUUUGGAACGCAGUCAGGCUCCGCUGGAGAAGGAGAUUAAGGUCCUCAACCACGGAGAUUUGUGGGUCAACAAUAUGCUGUUUAAGUACGACACAGCGCGACGUCCGCAGGAUCUCAUCCUCAUCGACUUCCAGCUGAGCGUGUGGGGCAGUCCGGGCAUCGACCUCAACUACUUCUUCUAUACCAGCCUCACCCUGGACGUUCUGCGUCACAAGCGACCCCAACUGCUGCGCACAUACCACGCUCGGCUGGCGAAGACGCUGCUCGAUCUCGACUUGGGCGUCCCUGUGCCCAGCUACGAGCAGAUCCUGGAGGAGGUUCACCGCCGCGAGGCCUACGGCUUCUUCGCCAGCUACGGCAUCUUCCCCACUGUCAGCCAGGACAAGGCCCAGACAGCGGACAACAAUCUGGAAAGCUUCAAGGACGCCGACUUUGCCAAGCAAAAGUUGCGUCAGAUGUUCGAGUCCCGCCGACUGGCGGAGACACUUCGCUACUCGCUACCGCACUUUGAACGCGCUGGCGUCUUGGAUUGAAUUAGUUUUUUAGAGGUUGUCCAUACAUUACGUAAUCAUCCAAGGGGUAAGGGGUUACAUCCAAAUAAUUACUCCCACAAAACAAAAAAU